GGAUCUGAAGUCACUGAAAAAGUACAUAUACCAAACAAGAGAGGCCAAGUUUGAGCCAUUCACAAUUAUAAAUCAGAUCGAUCCCGACCAUUUUUUUGUACUUAUCACUUCUCUAUAAAAUAUUUCGUUAAAAAUGAAAAUAUAUUUCAUAAUUUUCUUUGUGGGAAUUAGUUCCUGUGCAAACAUUGAUCCCAAAGUGUCACCAUCCUUGAGCGCAUCGUUAUCACUGACUGACGCUACUAUACGAAGAUGGGACCUUGUAGUAGAAAUGGAGGGAGGCACAACUUCCGUACUAAAAAAUUACAACUCAAUGUCAACCUUGACGGGUACAUCCCGUGAGGAAAAAGCUGGCCUUUUAGCACGAGCUCUUCUGUCGCAUAGCACGCUUUCUCAGAAGGCCGUUAUUUCUGGAUUGUCCGAAAUCAGUGCGACUAGAAAGGGCGGCUUCAGUUAUUCAAGCAGUUGGAUCUCAAACGUGGUAUUUAUUCAAGUAGAUGAAUCACCGGACAAUGUAAUGCUCGUUUCAGACUUGAUCUCUCGCCUGGUUCAAAUUCCUGGCGUGGCUUUGGUAAGGGAGCAAGUAGUAGCAAAACUUGGACCAGUUGUGGCGACAGUGUCAGACGGCCAGACAUUAGCGCGGGGAUGGAAUAUCAACAAGGUUGGGGCUCCUCACUUUUGGGAGACUAAUAAAACGACAGGGGCUGGAAUUAUAGUGGGGCAUAUAGAUUCGGGGGUUCUAAGUACUCAUGAAACGCUUCGAGCCAAUUGGAUUGGUGAGCAGGGAGGGUGGUUAGAUGCCCAUUUCGGUCAAUCAAUUCCGUACGAUUCUUCCAGCUCGAGUCAUGGAACUCAUUCACUGGCGUCAGCGGUAGGAAGUAAUGGCGUCGGAAUUGCACCAGGCGCCAAGUGGACAAGUUGUUUAGGAUGUUACAGAGACGAAUGUAGCGAAGAAGACCUCGACAACUGUGGACAGUUUAUGCUGUGUCCUCUUGGGUCGCCACAAUUCAGGAAUUGUACUGGAAUUCCAAACAUUGUGACCAACAGUUGGGGAUCUUCCCGAGGCGGUCAGACAUUUUACGACGCGGUAAUUUCAUCUUGGCUAGCUGUCGGUAUAGUCCCAGUUUUCGCUGCAGGCAAUUCGGGUCCACAAUGUGAGACGUUAGGUUCACCCGGAGAUAACCCAUCAGUCAUCAGUGUGGGAGCGACAUCACAAAGUGACGGACUUGCCGAAUUUAGUAGUGUUGGUCCCAGUGUGAACCGCAUCCUCAAACCAGACAUUGUUGCACCAGGAGUGCGAAUUAGGUCAGCCAAUGCUAAUUCCGAUACCAGCUAUGCAGAACUCAGCGGAACGAGUAUGGCGACCCCCCAGAUUGCUGGAGCCCUCGCCCUCUAUCUCUCUGCCAACCCUUCCCUUACAUAUGGUCAAAUUAAGGCCAUUCUAACUGAAAGUGCAGAACGCCAAGGACUUUCUCCAGUAAGUGGUGUGCCAAAUUGUGGUGGGCUAAACGGCACGACUUGGCCAAACCACAAAUUUGGCUUCGGCAGACUUAGACUUGGACCACAAAUCAUUGAAGAAAAUCAUGGAGCUGGGAGUAGGUUUGAAAUUAGUUUCAUAUCCAUUGUACUAAUUGUAGUUUCUAAUAUUUUGUAAUCAAUGGUUGUACACAUAGUUUGAUAUUCUCAAAUUUUGAUUGAAAUGAAAUAAAAUUCAUUUGGUUUAUUUCGAAAGCAA
Molecule: messenger RNA, 1732 nt
Organism: Folsomia candida
Lineage: Eukaryota; Metazoa; Arthropoda; Collembola; Entomobryomorpha; Isotomidae
Product: bacillopeptidase F
Exons: 4
Coding region: 134-1651 (505 amino acids)
Biological process (GO): proteolysis
Molecular function (GO): serine-type endopeptidase activity
Source: RefSeq, a predicted model, not a curated record